This is a messenger RNA of Phanerochaete carnosa HHB-10118-sp, 1150 nucleotides long. RefSeq lists its product as uncharacterized. Lineage: Eukaryota; Fungi; Basidiomycota; Agaricomycetes; Polyporales; Phanerochaetaceae. Gene Ontology annotation, molecular function: RNA binding. Bases 243 to 983 code for a protein of 246 amino acids. The record is from RefSeq and is a predicted model, not a curated record. The transcript has 5 exons.
GAUUGGCCUGUCACAGCGCAGUCACACGCCACGUGAGAACGGAUCACGGACCUCUGCAUUGUUCCAGAUGGGGGAGGCCUCACGGUUGACUUGAGGCCCACAAAAUGCAAGCUGAGCCUUUGGUCCGGCCUCGUCUCCUUGACUAACCGGUUUCAUGUUUUCGGACAUGAUAUAUAUGCACGCCUCAGAGCUCCUGCUAUCAUCCUCGACCGCGUAUAAGCAGCCAUCUCCGACGCACAACAAUGACAAGACACCAUACGAAUAACACGGCUUCCGGCAUUGCAUCCUCUACCAGGCCAAAGGCCAGACAGGAAAUGAAGUUCGUCAACCUGGGAAACAUGCCGCGAGAUCCGCCCAACUCAAAGGAGAGGAUUCGUAUGGCGCAGAAGAGAAAGCAGAUCCUCGCCGCUGGCGAGGGCUACAUCUUCGUAGGGAAUCUUCAUCCGCUCACCCGGGAGUCUGAGCUGAAGGAUCUCUUCAGGCCGUACGGCUCUCUCAAGGAAAUUUCCAUACGUGUGGCGCGUGGUGACACCGCCAAUUACGAUGUAGUUGCGAGGGGUGUCGCAACACAGAACACACUCGUCUAUGCUGCUAUCACCUAUCGCAGUCUUGUCUAUGCGCGCAAGGCACUGGUGAUGAAUGGCCUUAAGCACCGCGGAAUGCCGAUGGUGGUGACCAGACAUGCUUCAGAGCUCCCAGAGCUCCGGGAGGUCGCCGAGCAGGAGAAGGCGCGAAUCAAAGCGGCGUACGAGAAACCGUCGGCCAUCAAGAGAGCAUGGCACUCGCUUAAGCGGCUUACGGCCGAAAGAACGGUGAUUAUCCCAGAGAACGGUACUAUGCCUCCCAAGGGGCGGCUCCCGCCUGGUGCUGAGGGUCUGCAGAUGCCAGGAGAUUUCCAUGGGUCGAUGACCCCAUCCGUUGAACCUGGCCCUAGUCGACCUCGCACCGAGCCUCUGAGACGGACAGACGGAGUGUACUUGUAGCCUUUACUUCGUCCUGCCCCGCAUGCCAUAGCUCAACAACCUUCCCUAUCGUAUCCUUUAGAUUAAGAUAUACAUACGUGGCCUGGUGCGGAACUAGUUUGUUGCAGUUUAUUUGCCGUCGGGGAAUGAUCAUUUCGUCGUGAUUGAUAAACCGGGGCACACGCGCC